AUGUCUACGACCACUACCAGCACAACAACUACUUCGACAUCAACAUCAACAAGUACAACAACAGCGACCACAUCUGGCUUAUGCGUAGACCAAGACUCAGCUGAGUGUCAGAAGAAAGAAGAUCUGUGCAGCGAUGUUAAUUACUAUAAUAUUAUGAAGACGGUUUGUCCUAAAACGUGUAACUUAUGUGGUGGGACUACAGGCAACAGUAACUCCAAUGUGAUUUUAGUGACCACAACUGCUGCUGGUUCUGUCAGCACCUGUGUCGAUCAAGAUACUACUGAGUGUGAGAAGAAGAAACAUCUCUGCGCUAAUUCAUUAUACAAAAGCUUGAUGAAUGAAAAGUGCCCGGCAACUUGUGGUUUUUGCACUACUGACAACAUAUUGACAACAAGCACAGAAAAAGUUGCUAAAGCUGCGGUCUUUGCCGCUCGCAAGUUGUGUGCAGAUUUGGAUACAACCCAAUGUGAGACAAAGAAACAACUUUGUACUAAUUCCCUUUAUAGAGAUCUCAUGGUUGCAAAAUGCCCGGAAACUUGCGGAUUUUGCUGA
Enterobius vermicularis (human pinworm) is the source of this 552-nucleotide messenger RNA. The record is from the annotation of a GenBank genome assembly. NCBI's taxonomy places the organism in Eukaryota, Metazoa, Nematoda, Chromadorea, Rhabditida, Oxyuridae.